UGCCCGAACUCCGUAGUCCAGCUGCGGCUAGGAGGUCAGAGGCCGUCCCCCGCCUUCGGUGCUUGGCUUGGAGGAUGGAUCCGGGGUCCGGGGCCGACGCGGCCCCGUUGGCUGGUUUGGCCUGGUCGUCGGCCUCGGCGCCCCCGCCGCGGGGGUUCAGUGCGAUCUCUUGCACUGUGGAGGGGGCGCCCGCCAGCUUCGGCAAGACUUUCGGGCAGAAAUCCGGCUACUUCCUGUGCCUCAAUCCUUUGGGCAGCCUAGAGAAUCCACAGGAGAACGUGGUGGUCGAUAUCCAGGUCCUGGUGGACAAGAGCCCCCUCCCGCCGGGAUUCUCCCCGGUCUGCGACCCCGUGGACUCCAAGGCCUCCGUGUCCAAGAAGAAACGCAUGUGUGUGAAGCUGGUGCCCUUGGGGGUUGCAGACACAGCUGUCUUUGACGUCCGGCUGAGUGGGAAAACCAAGACGGUGCCUGGAUACCUGCGAGUAGGGGACAUGGGGGGCUUCGCCAUCUGGUGCAAGAAGGCCAAGGCCCCGCGGCCAGUGCCCAAGCCCCGAGCUCUCAGCCGAGACAUGAGAGACCUCUCCCUGUACCCACCUGGCCAGUCCAGCAAGGGUGGCUUCCCGGAGCGGACGCUUUCGAGGCUGGGCUCUCGGGCAUCUACACUUCGGAGGAACGACUCCAUCUACGAGGCCUCCAACCUCUACGGCAUCUCAGCCAUGGAUGGGGUUCCCUUCACGCUGCACCCCCGAUUCGAGGGCAAGAGCUGUGGUCCCCUGGCCUUCUCUGCCUUUGCUGAUCUGACCAUCAAGUCACUGGCGGACAUUGAGGAGGAGUACAACUACGGCUUCGUGGUGGAGAAGACGGCAGCUGCCCGCCUGCCCCCUAGCGUCUCUUAGCCCCUCACCGGCCCCAGGGAGAGUCCCCUGCCUGACAGCCCCGGACUGGCAGCUGCCCACCGAAUUGAAUCUUGGGAGCCUUGGCGGCGCAAGGCAUUCUGGACCCUCAGCCACCCAGCGGAGCAGCAGCCCUGCAGGAGGGGCCGGGAGCGGUCUGCUUGGUGAUGGGUCUCCUGUCCCCCGGGCCCUGAUGUGCAAGGCAGGGGUAGGGGCUGGACGGAAAGCAGUGCCUUCAAGUCAUUUGUGUCAAAACUCGCUGGUGCCUGGAGGCCACGCGGGCGUCCUCCCUCCAGGAAAUAAACACCACGCUGUCCGGGC
This is a messenger RNA of Mesoplodon densirostris (Blainville's beaked whale), 1214 nucleotides long. RefSeq names its product multivesicular body subunit 12A (gene MVB12A). The transcript has 9 exons. The record is from RefSeq and is a predicted model, not a curated record. NCBI's taxonomy places the organism in Eukaryota, Metazoa, Chordata, Mammalia, Artiodactyla, Ziphiidae. Gene Ontology annotation, biological process: regulation of epidermal growth factor receptor signaling pathway; viral budding; endosome to lysosome transport via multivesicular body sorting pathway. Gene Ontology annotation, cellular component: ESCRT I complex; cytosol. The coding region runs from base 75 to 896 and encodes 273 amino acids.